Molecule: messenger RNA, 605 nt
Organism: Nezara viridula (southern green stink bug)
Lineage: Eukaryota; Metazoa; Arthropoda; Insecta; Hemiptera; Pentatomidae
Source: the annotation of a GenBank genome assembly
AUGGAAGACCGGACCAGAUGCCUGGAGGAAGAUAAGAGCGAUCCAUCAGGAUCCAUCCCUCCUAGGACCGCGAGUUUACAAGUCUUAUCAGGUCCGUUCCUUGAUGGUGUUAGGAUUUAUUUGCCUGACCCAUUGAGCUGCGCUGAAGACAUAAAUCGACUUCUUGAAGACAGCGCAGUACAGUGCCUGGCACUCGGCGGUGUUCUCCACGGACACUUAAACUAUAAAGACUCUUCUGUCAGGAUGAAAAGUUUGCGACUGCAGGAUAUACAGCGGGGGCAGGCUUAAUUCCUCCACACCACGAAGGGUACACUCUUUAUGGCAUCUUGUCGUCGACUUAUGAAGCGGGUGCAUCAGAUAGUGCGCUUAACUUCUCCGCGCAUUUCCUAUGCAAUGCGUCUGCUUGCGAUCUUGUCACCUGCAGUGGGAAAUUUUACGAUAGUGCAUUCCUUGAAAUCACGAGUACUGCAUAAGGACCAACAUACACUUUUUUUUAAAAAUAUUUUUUUGUUCCAUGGUAACAAUCAUAUAUAUUUUUUAAAUCUCACUUGAUCUUUGAUAGGUCUAUUCUUAUUUGGAAAUGAUCCUUACAAACUAGUCCAAGU